UAAACAAAUAAAACCCAAGUUUAAUUUAGGUGCCAAAUCAAAAACCCGCAUCAUAAUUAUGCUUAAAUUACCCCUAAAACAGUUUUCUAUAUCUCAAUAUUUAUAUCUAUCAUUACCUUGAUUUCUUUUUUGGUAUCAUCACCAUUUUUCCCCCUCUCAUUUACAAAUUGCUCUCAGAAAAACUUAACCUCAAGAAUCCUGUAUGAUUAAGCUAUGGAUUUAAUCACAACAACCGCAAGAACAAGCAACCCUCCUCAUACCUCCAUAUCUCCUGAAUCAGAUACAGAUACUGAAACCCCACUUCAGACCCACCUCUCAAAAGCCUUGUCUCUCACUAACGGCUCAUUAAUCCGCCAACACCAUAAUCCACCAGAACCACAACAACCCAUGGUGGUUUCUUACAAAGAAUGUCUCAAAAACCAUGCUGCUAGUCUUGGUGGUGUAGCUUUAGAUGGCUGCGGCGAGUUUAUGCCUACUCCUAGUGCUACCCUUUCAGACCCUACUUCUCUUAAAUGUGCUGCUUGUGGUUGCCACCGUAACUUCCACCGCCGCGACCACUUUCCACCACCAACACUUCCGGCAGUACUUUACUGGACGUCAAGCCCAAGUCCUAGUUCAGGCCCCAGUCCAAGCCCAUCAUCACCAGCAUCACCAACACCACAACAAUCCGUUUACCCAUCUGCACCACACAUGCUAUUGGCUUUAAGCACAGGUCAGUCAGGUCUUGUUGAUGAGAAUCGGCAUCAGAAUCCAGGUUUGAAUCCAAUGGUGAUGAACCCAUAUGGGAGAAAGAGAGCAAGAACCAAGUUUAGUGAAGAACAAAGAGAAAAGAUGCAAUCUUUUGCUGAAAAGUUAGGGUGGAAAAUGUUAAGAGGAAAUGAUGAGAAAAUGGUUGAGGAUUUCUGUAGUGAAGUUGGGGUUAAAAGAAAUGUCUUUAAAGUUUGGAUGCAUAAUAACAAGCAUAGAAGAGAAAAAGGUAAUGGUCAUAACAAUAACAACAAAUCUAAUGUUGAUGGUGAUGAGGGAAUCGGGUCUGUGACUUAUAACAACAACAACACUAACAGCAGCAGCAACAACGGCUAUGACAGUCUUGAUAGGUACCAGAUUGAGAGUAAAGUCGGUGUUCGUGGUUCUACUACUGAUGGGUCUUCUCCUUCAUCAUCUUGAUCUAAAGAUAGAGAAAGAAAGAAAGAAAGAAAAGAAAAGAAACAGAAGCUUGCUAGUAAGCAUGGGGAUUAAUUAUUCACUUUUCUUCUUUUGUUUUCUUUUCUUGUUUUUCUUUCCAUUUUCUGUUUUCUUCUUUUUUGGCCGGUGUUAUCUGUUUCUUGCUUUCUUGAUAGUGAUCACUAACAGUGAGGGACCGGAAAGUCAGAAUAGAAGCUAGGAUGACAAAUUGAAGAGAAAUUGCUUCUCUUAUUAAUUAGAUAGCUAUUAUCUGUUGACUGAUCUCUAUUAACAUGCUUCUUAAUCACCAAAUGUUAAUGUCUUGUGCCUAUUCUUCUCA
Messenger RNA from Ricinus communis (castor bean), 1504 nucleotides. RefSeq names its product zinc-finger homeodomain protein 11. Lineage: Eukaryota; Viridiplantae; Streptophyta; Magnoliopsida; Malpighiales; Euphorbiaceae. The coding region runs from base 214 to 1167 and encodes 317 amino acids. The record is from RefSeq and is a predicted model, not a curated record. Gene Ontology annotation, molecular function: DNA-binding transcription factor activity; transcription cis-regulatory region binding. The transcript has a single exon. Gene Ontology annotation, cellular component: nucleus. Gene Ontology annotation, biological process: regulation of developmental process; regulation of DNA-templated transcription.